Messenger RNA from Danio rerio (zebrafish), 3768 nucleotides. NCBI's taxonomy places the organism in Eukaryota, Metazoa, Chordata, Actinopteri, Cypriniformes, Danionidae. The record is from RefSeq and is a predicted model, not a curated record.
GGGCACGCCAGGAUUUGACUGGAUUCUGGUUGCCUGAUGGAGAUUACUGAGACGGCAGGAAAACAUUCGCGCUUUUGCUUUUCUUUCUCUAAGUGGUACGUUUGGCGUUCUACUGUAUAUAUCUGAUAACCCUAAACUGGACCUUUUGCAUAUCGUUUAAUCGGACGGGAAUAUAAAGUGGUCAUACGGGACAAUUGAAUUUGUGUUCAGCCAGUGCACCGGCUUCAGGAUUUGAACCACAGGGUACACGCGCUUCUUUAGCCUCAAUCUUGCGAAUGACUUGCACAUUGGAUUUAACUUCAGGAAAGUUUAACAUCUUUUCGGAAGUACGUCGAUAUUGUAUCUCCCACAUUGUGCGAUGUGUUGAAUCGCACGGGUGAAUAUUUUCAAGAAUUAAAAAACAACAACGUGGAGCUUUUAAAUUUCUGUUCUAUGUGGAUUACAAGAAUAUGCUGACAUUAAUUUAGUAAACACAUUCAUAUGAUCUUGCGUAUCUUCACUGCGCUUAGUCAAAUAUACAACCUUUUUUGUUAUGAUGACCUGGAGCUGAGACUGGAAAUAAAGGACUCUCGAACUAGCAGAAGAGCGGUUCGGGCUGUUGGAACAUGAAUUCAGUUACUGGUCUAUUUGUUUUAAGUGUGUUGCUGUGUUCAACGUUAUCGUCCUGGAGCGCAACUGUCAACAGUAAUGGAGCAGAAUUUCCAAGACUGAGUGGAUUUGGCAAUUUAAGCACCUUCCUGUUGCACAGUGAGUCUGGGAUGCUCUACCUUGGUGCACGUGAUGCAGUCAUUGUCGUGGAUACUGCUAAACUUUCAAAGAAAAUGAUUGAGUGGAGUGUUCCAGAGGACAGGAGAAAAUCUUGUGUUGCUAAAGGAAAAACAGAGGAUGACUGCAGGAAUUAUGUUCGUUUGCUGGAGUUUUUGGACGAUGGCCGCAUAUAUGCCUGUGGAACAUUUGCUUUUGACCCUCAGUGUGCUUUUAUUAACAUCUCUACAUUCUCUCUGGAGAAACAGGAUGAUGGUUUUAUAAAGAUGGAGACCGGGAAGGGGAAAUGCCCCUUUGAGCCUAGCCAGCCUUACACUGCAGUCAUGGCAGGAGGUAUUCUGUACACUGCUGUCACUAGUAAUUUUCUUGGCACAAUGUAUGACAUUUCCAGAGCAACAGGCAUCGAGCAGGAACGCAUCCGAACUGAGCAAUCAAUCAACUGGCUUAGUGAUCCCGAGUUUAUUAGUUCUGCAUUCAUUCAAGAGGAUGCAAAGAACAAUCCUACUGGUGAAGAUGACAAAAUUUACUUCUUCUUUACUGAGGUGGCUAAAGAAUAUGACCUCUACACCAAAGUCAAAGUGCCCAGAGUAGCCAGAGUCUGCAAGUCUGAUGUAGGUGGUAUGAAGACUCUGCAGAGACGAUGGACGACAUUUCUGAAGGCACAGCUGGUGUGUGAAGAUCGAGCAAGUGGACAGCGAUUUAACAUUCUGACUGAUGUAUUCACUGUACAGCACCAACCUGGAGACCCCAGCAGCACACACUUCUAUGGCAUAUUCACCUCACAGUGGGAAAGAGAGGAGCUGUCAGCCGUGUGUGUGUACAGUCUAGAGGAGAUUACUAAGGUGAUGAACGGACCCUUUAAAGAGCUAAAAAAAAGCUGUGAGAACUGGAUUAACCCAGAGCCCAUACCAACACCACGACCAGGACAGUGUUUGAAUAGUGAUCAGAGGGAGCUGGGAUUUGAGUCUUCACUGAAGCUGCCAGAUAAAGUACUUACUUUCAUGCGAGAUCACCCUCUUAUGGAGAACAGUGUGGUAGCAGUGCCUUUGAUGAUCAGAUAUGGUAUCACAUAUACUAAACUGGCUGUUACCUUAACACCGGCAUUCAGUGGCCAGAAGCAACACAUCACAACUGUUUUGCACCUUGGAACAGAUCAUGGAGAGCUACACAAAGUCGCUGUAGUUGGUCCAAAUGCAACUCUUAUUGAAGAAAUAACCCUGUUCUCUGCUCAGGAGCCUGUGAAUAAUAUAUUGCUAUACAAAGGUGAGGCUGUUGUGGGCUCUCCUCACUCUCUAGUGAAGUUACCUAUCUUGGGUUGCUCCUUGUACUCUUCUUGUGAGGUGUGUGCGCGAGCCGGGGGCCUUGGCUGCAUUUGGAGGCAUAAUAGGCCAGCUUGUGCUAUGGCAAAGCCUGGUGAAGUGGUGGAAGCAGAAGAUUUGGUAAGGCAAUGCAACAAACGUGAAGGUCUCUGCUCUCCGCCCGUUAUUGAAAUGCGUGUUGUAGAGGGUCUGCGAGUUCUCCUUUCCUGUGUGCAAUUGUCACCUCGUCCCUGCCACUGGGAUCAUCCACCUGGGAGUCACACCCGCCACCACAAUUAUGAUCUGGAGGUGCAGAUUACAAACAAGAGUCUGGGCAUCUAUGUGUGCCUAUGUGAUGAAGCGGGCAGAGACCAGCCACCCUGUCGCAAAGCUGUGUAUCAGCUGACACUUGACAACCCCAGAGUGGAGGGUAACAAAGCCAUUGCAGGUAGCCGACAUUUUAUGGCCUCGCACAUAUUUCUUUUUGUUAUAGGUUUCAUGCUGGGUGGCAUCCUUUUGUUUCUAAUUUACAAACGGCAAGGUGGCAUGACAGUAGGUGGAAACUCAUCAUCCACACUGGAAAAGGGACGGGACCUUCUUCAUUCUACAGACACCCCUCAGUCUCCAAGCAGUGCUAGUCUACUGUCUGAGGCUGUUCCAAUAACAGAGAAAAGGAAUGGGACACUGAAUGGCCACGGACACAGUAUGCACCCAGGUGGUCACAAUGGCAGGCACAUUUAUACCAAUUCCAGUGGGCUAAAACUGCAGGAAUCAGCUGUGAACUUGGCAGAUGAGCUGGAUGGUAGGGAAAGAGCGGGGCCAGAUGGAGAGGAGGAAGGACUGGAGGAGGGGCUUAGUGAGAUGGAGGAGGCGUUUUCUAAGAUGCCUUGUCUACAAGGAGCACCACUUGCACAAUGUGAAGAAAGCUCUAUCUGAAGAGACACGCAUGAUUUAAGGCUAGACUCCUAAAGUCUCAGAAACAGGUGUAGGGCUGGAGGAGAAGACAAUCACAGAAACUGAUACCAAUAGAGAUAUGUAGGUUCAGUCAUGCUCCUUUUCAUCACCACCCAGUUCAUUUAUUCCUGUGUACAUAACAUGCUGUGUAGAGUUGUUUGUCUUUUCUGUAUGUGUUUGGUCAUGAGGAGCAUACUCAUUAAUAUCUUUUAACAUGUUUGUGCUCAAAGCAAUUAACACACAUGUGACCUUUCAGUCGGUGCAUCCAUCUGUGUGUAGUCAAGUAGUUUAAGCAUAUUUUUCUUCUUUUAAUUAAAAUAUAAAAGGGGGAAACAACAGGCUAGAACAGCUCAAAAAUCAAGAAGAAUCUUGUUGAUCCUGGCCUGAUGUGUUUGCUUUGUGAUUUGUUGCCAAAAACGGUUCCUCUGUGAUGAAUGAAUGAUGGAAGCCUGAUUUUCGCCCGAGAGAUAAAGUGAUCCGAGUACUUCUAAUGUAGAUACUGUGGCCUAGUUACUGACAGGGAAAAGAGCGUAAAGGUGACCCCAGACUGUCUGGGCCUCUUAGUGUUGGAUAUUUAAAGAGUAUGCCAAGAUAAAUCAAACUUCAGUCCUGACCUAUCAUGCCCAAGACCAAUUGGGUUAAGAAAAUGAGUGACUACCCUUUUUAGUUUCUGUUUGUUCAAGAGAGAAUUGGAGAACCUGAGAUUUAGACAAUUUGUUUAGACAUUGCAAAUUAAAAAAAAAAAAAAAAA